GGUCCGUCGACAGUUGUCGGCCAUUUUCUCACUAGCUGUGCUAAGACCGAGCCGGUGUUAGGCAACUAGUAGCGAUUUGGCUCGGUACAAGUGACCGCGAGGUGGACUGUACGCGGACGGCUGGUAAAUAAAAGUCCCCUAGAAGAUGAUGAUGUGUCGCAUCUAGUUGUGUUCCGUUCACUCUUUUAGUGCGGGUGCCGAAAGUAUUAAUAACUACGCGGAAAUCCUACCGCCACGAUGUAAAAGUCUGUAACAGUGUUCGGCCUUCUUAAGGAGUUAUCUAUAUAAAUAAUUGUUAUUUGCCCACAAAUUACGAAGAAUUAACACCAUGAAGACAGAGAGGUAACCAAGAACCAGUACUUGCAGUUGGCAGCACUGGCCAAUUCACGAAACACAAUCCUACAAUGAUGCACAGCUGUGAAAGAUGAGAUCAAAUCAAAGGAGCAGGGAUGUUGCGGCAGUUGCUACCACUGCCCCUACUGUUCCACCUUCAUCCCUCCUCCUGUUCUUGAUAACUUGCUUUCUCAUUCAACAACCAUGCGGUGCCUACAGCACAAAUCCAACGACAAACUCUAAUCCUGCCACUGCUGCAAUGGUCAGUGCUACGACGGAGCCGUACGCUCACCACCGCACCCGACACUCGGGAUCCUACUCUCAUAGCCCAUCCUGCCCACAACAGUGCAACUGUCUCCGUGAACACCACCCCUCUUCACCUCCCUCCCUCAGAAUGAACUGCCAUGAUCGCAACUUCAGUGGUAUAGAGAUCCCAAUAAACCUCACCCAACUAUCAUUUACUGCAGUCAACGUUACUAUUCUUCAUUCAGGCACAUUCGGCAAUGCCGCAUUACUGAGAAAUAUUACUUGGCAGAACAGCGACAUUGAGCAGAUAGAUCAUGACGCGUUUUAUAAGCUUCAGAGGCUGUACGUGUUGGAUCUGCGCAAGAACAGGUUGGACACUGUGCACGGAAAGGCUUUCCAUCCACUGUCAGAAUUGAAACUGCUCAACCUGUCAUGGAACAUGUUACACGAUCUUCCAGAAAAUAUCUUUGAAGGCCUUGACAAACUUGAAGAGUUAUCUUUAAGUCAUAAUGAACUCCAUGUGAUACCAUUUCAAGUAUUUGCUCCAUUAAAACUUCUCCAGUUUCUUGACCUAUCAUACAACACAAUUGCCCUCAUUCCUGAUGACUUUUUUUCAUCAAAUCAGCAUAUAAUAUCCUUAUACAUGCAAGGAAAUAGCCUAGCUUCUCUCUCCUCGCAGUCCUUCGCCUGUCUCACUGACUUACGAACGCUGGAUUUAUCCAAUAACUCAUUACGCAACUUGCCAAGAAAUCUCUUCAGUGGACUUAGGAAUCUCCAGUACUUACAUUUAGGGAAAAAUUUACUUCAACAACUUUCCAGUAAUUCCUUCCAUGGUCUGGACAAGCUAGCAUGGUUAAACCUAAGUGAUAAUCCUUUACAGUACCUACCAGCAAAACUGUUCAGCCCAUGUUCGAACUUGGACACGCUAAUUAUAGCGAACACUGAGCUGAAAGUGCUGCUAGACUCUGAUUUCAACGGGCUGGCAAACCUCAAAACAUUGAUUAUAAACAACAAUGAAUACCUCAGGGAAAUUGAUGACCACACACUGGUUCACUGUUCAAACCUACAACACAUCGACUUCAGUGGCAACAACCUAACAAAACUUCCACAAUCCUUGUCUACCCUUACAAAUGUUCAAAAACUCAACCUUGGCAGAAACCCCUGGACGUGUGACUGCCGGAUGCUUUGGUUUCUUCGGUGGAGCAAAAAUCGCACUCUCGUUCAGAAUGAACUGCUAUGCGCAAGUCCCUCCUACAUCAAUGCCAAACGCAGCAAUAUGUUACAUACUUUACGAGGCCUUAACUGUAAAGCUACGCGACUUCUAAGCUCUACUCCACCGCAUCUCUACGAGCUGGGUUCUGACGGGUUACUCGAAUGUUCCUUCACUGGAAGCCCUUCACCAUCAAUAACAUGGGUCACGCCCAUGAACCUCGCUCUUCACUGGAACCCAAAUCCUACCAUGCCAGAUGAAUUCUCCAAGCACCCAUAUGCCCACUACUCAAAUCUAUCAGUGAUAAGUGUUGAAGACAGUGCCCGAGUGCAAGUUCUGGAAAAUGGAACGCUCUACAUCCGCAACAUCCUACGUUCGGAUUGUGGAAGAUACACCUGCUUCGCCGCCAACCCCACGGCAAAUGUGACGGCACACGUUGUAUUGAGCAUAGACCCUAUAACCAUCUACCGCAUCAAAAUUGUCAGCAUUUCUGUUGGAGCAGCUGCUGCACUUGCAUUCCUGUUAGUGGUUUUAUUUAUUCAACUCCUGCUGUACCUGUACAACAGGUUUGGAUGGAUGAGCAAAUGCUGUUGCUGCUGUCGGCAUGAUCGGGUUAGUCCGCGUGCUAGACAAAUCUACCAGAUGCUGGAUAACAUUGAGCAAUACAAGACCCAGCAAUUAGAUCGCCUGCGCGAGAACUACACACAGCAGGUGCACAGAAUCAAGGAUAAUUGUGCUCAACAAGUGGAAUGGAUUCAGUCCAGUUACCAGGGCCAAGUCAAACACCUGCGUGACAUUCGCGAUUACGGCACGAACCAUCUCAGUGCACUGCGAGACCAAUACUAUGACCAGGUUAAACGAGUUCGUGAAUAUUCUACGGGCCAGCUCAACUGGGUGCGAGAGAAUUAUGUCUUCCAACGAAACCGCAUCCGAAAAUUCAGCGCUCAUCAAGUUCUCCGUUUUCGUGAAUCUUACAAAUAUCAACAGCAGACCCUCAAUAAAUUACUGGAGAAUUUGCCAAGUCUCUACCUGGAAAACUGUCGAUCGGGUUCCUGUGGCCGCACUGAUUCACUUGUGUUUGACACAUCAGAUAUUGCAAGAAUGGACAUGUAUAUAAAAGCAAAGCUGAACCACACUUGCAAUAACCUAGAUGAAACUAACACAUCAGAAGAUACUCAGAGCCACUUAUCUUUGUAUUACACACCCACCGAACUCUCAGAAAGCCCACAUUUAUCUCCAGGAACAUUCAUGAAUGAAUUGGUUGCUAGAAUGGAUGGUUCUUUUGAUGAAAGAAAAGAAUUACAGCUAGAAGAUGAUGAGGAAGAUAAAGAGCUUACUGAGCCGCAAACAUCGCCUUAUUUCUUAACUCCUAAUUCUCGCCAAAGAUUGUGUAGGUACACAAAGUAUGAUCACUCAGUGAAAUCUUUAAACGAUCCUUGUGCCGUGUUUAAAAGUGCAACAAAAACGAAGGAAACUGCUUCCGCAGAAGAAGUAUCCAUCCUUCUGCCAGUUACCAAUGUCCAUGGUUAUAAUUUUAGUGCAAGUUUGCCAGAACUAAGUUCACCUCAGAAAGAAAACUAUAUAGCUAUAACUAUUAAAGAUGCUGUACCUAGUGGCAAUUUAGCAAAGAUACCGCAACAUGAAACUGCCUUGUAGUGCCAAGUAGGAUUUUUUUUUGUAAGGUUAAAAUGAGGUAACCUAUACUUGAUUAAUUUAUUCAGUAACUGUGAUAGGAAAGUGGUUUAUUUUGAUUAAGAUGUUGAAGUGUACUGAGAAAGAAGAUUUCAGAGGUGGAAGCUGAAACAGUGUGGCUGACUUUUACACUCUUGUGCGUAAGUACAAUAGUUUUUAAAACAUAUCCUGGUAUGUAUGUCUUCAAGCAAACAGAAUCUUUCCCAUGUCCUAUACAAUUAAUUCUUGAAGACAUACAUGGCAAAUUUCUGGGUUUAAUGUUACUAAAGCUAGCAAUAGUAUUAAUUUAUUUUAAAGGAACGCUUUAUGCCCCUUCAUUCCAUAAACAUAAAUUUUUCCAGUUGCCAUUUCAUGUUAAACUGGCUUCUGAACUUGAAGGUCAUAAUUUUUCAAUAGUUUCCUUCUAAUGUAAUCUUGAGGGUAUUAAAAUUAUUUCAAAAUAGUCUUAAAUUCACUGUUAGUAUUAUAUUUUGUUAUGUGGAGUAACACAAUGUUGUACAUGAAACAUUGGAGCUCAUAACCAUUUUAGCAUUUUACACUUCUUAAAUUAUUCAAUGACUUGACUAUUACAUUUUGCGGUAAAUUUAGCUGCAGAAGUUUACCAACUAAAAUAAUGCUGUCCUGUAUAGUGAGGCCACAAAUGAAUUUUAAGUGUUCAGUCUCCCUAAAGAUGCGAUUAUAAAAAUACAGGGAAAGUAAAAAUCUGGAAAUGAUAAUAUGAUCCCACGUAUGUUCUGAUUUCUUUGUAAAAAUAUAUAAUGCAUGAUCAUGAUGUAGAAAUUCAAUCAGGAAACCCGCUCAUAAUUUUAACAUUUAUUUAAACACAUAAGGAUGAAAAUACAGUUUAUUAUUUGCAUCUUAUUGAGGGCAUCCACAUUUAGAAUGUUUUAGGCGUGUUUUUAACUACAGAACAUGCAGAUAUUCCAAAAUGUACUGCAAGUUAAUAAAAAGUUAUGCAGUUACUUUUAUUGGUUGCUUUCUGGGGUCUACUGUGCAGCAUUUUUGUUGUAAGUUUUAAAAGGAAUGUGAAACACUCGGGACUCUGAAAGGAACCUACAAGGAAACAAAGGAUGUUAAGUUUGAUUCUAGUUUUAUAAAUAUAAUGACGGUGAAGAGACUUUUCAAAAUAAUCCUGCUCUUAAUGUUACAAAGUAUUAUUGUCAUGCAAUAUUUAUUCUGUUCCAAACAAUUUUUAGGUGUUCAUUAUAAUCUCAAAUCAGUGCACAAUUUAGAGGUCAAAACAUAAUGACGGAAGAAGACAAUUAUAUUUUGCUUUACAUAAUGUUAACUUUCUGAAUGCAGGUGCACUUAUACUAAUUUACCACUGGUGUGAAGAAAAUGUUCCAAAAGUAGAUUUCUUAAAAUCCUAUGUAGAAAAGAUCAUAUUUUCCAUAUGUCUGUGCUUGUGCGGAAAAAUUUUUGAUUAAUUGAAAGUAUCUGUGAGUUCUCUGUGACCGCCUUGAGCUUGCACACGAAGUCCACAGGUCAUUAUUUCAUAUGAAGUAAAUUAUUCAUCAGUUCCGUAAGCUGAAGAGGUAUGUGUUUCUACAUAAAAAUUAUAAGUAAUGAAGACCUUCACUAUAUUUAAACACUGAAUUCAGUAUUGCAUAUUUUUAUGCAAAUGUUGAGAGAAUUUACAGGGCAUAGAGCAACAUAAAGAAAUUAUGGGAAAAGGUGCUCCCAAAGCAUUUAAGAUGCGUGAUUUCUCAUGAUGGUAUCCACAGAUGUUUUGCUGCAGCUUCAGUUUUAUAAUAAAAACAAAUAAUAUUUAUUCAGCGCUGCCAAAGGAGUGCCUAUAUUAUAUUUGUUACUGGCGAGAAAUCCGAAAAUAUUACAUCCAGUAACAUAAUUUUGUUAAAGAAUUACUUAUCUUUUUCUUAAAAUGGACUUUGUAUUUUCUGUGUUUACUUUUUAACCUUUACAGUAUGGGGGUAGGGGAUUCAAAUUUUGGUACUAACAGGCUACUGGCUGCUCUGGGGUUAACAGUUUAACGCACUUUGAACGAUUCACUUGCAAGCCACAACAAACGGCCAAUAAAGGCUAAAGCAUAUAACGUUAAUAAAACUGUAGUAUAUUUUGAGAUGUUGACAUAACUUUGGGAGAUACCUAUGUCAUGAUGUAUUGCAGGGGGAAACACUAUUCCAACAUGGAGGAAAAAAAAGGUGUUUGGUUCCUCUUCUUUUCCUUAUUACGCUAUCUUAGCAGCAAGAAUAAUAUUUUCAAAUAAGUACAUAACAUGAUGUCAGAUCUACCCAGCUGCCAAAAGUGGGGUGAGGGGGAAUUAUAUCUUUGUUAAUGGAAGAACCAAACAGCACUGAACAUUUAUAUUUUUAUGGAAAAAAUGAUCAUUAAGUUGAAGAUAUAAAAAUCAGUAUUUCUUUGUUGUCACUGGACUGUUUUAAUUCAUCCAGUAGAUUUGUAGAUCAUUUACAACUCAGAUAAAGAAACUGUAAAGAUUAUACUGCUGUAUUUUCUGCAUGUCUUAUUUUCUUGCCCAUAAUAUAAAUACGUGACCAAA
Messenger RNA from Zootermopsis nevadensis, 5999 nucleotides. RefSeq lists its product as uncharacterized. Gene Ontology annotation, cellular component: plasma membrane. NCBI's taxonomy places the organism in Eukaryota, Metazoa, Arthropoda, Insecta, Blattodea, Termopsidae. Gene Ontology annotation, molecular function: protein binding. The record is from RefSeq and is a predicted model, not a curated record.